This is a messenger RNA of Nilaparvata lugens (brown planthopper), 10487 nucleotides long. It is a transcript of the gene Pi3K21B, whose product is annotated as phosphatidylinositol 3-kinase regulatory subunit alpha. The transcript is spliced from 17 exons. Gene Ontology annotation, biological process: insulin receptor signaling pathway; phosphatidylinositol phosphate biosynthetic process. The record is from RefSeq and is a predicted model, not a curated record. Gene Ontology annotation, cellular component: phosphatidylinositol 3-kinase complex. The coding region runs from base 192 to 3269 and encodes 1025 amino acids. Lineage: Eukaryota; Metazoa; Arthropoda; Insecta; Hemiptera; Delphacidae. Gene Ontology annotation, molecular function: protein binding; 1-phosphatidylinositol-3-kinase regulator activity.
UUCCUAGUUGCCAUCUAUGUGUUCAUUGCUCUACUAACCUUGCACUUGCAAUCACACAUCACAUCACAAAACCCUGGUUGGUUCUUGGUGUUAUUGUAUUCAUUUUUCUUGACUAAAUACCUCAAUAUUUGUUUUGUUAUUCAUAUAAUUGAUAACUUUCUUGUCGGGUGGCUGUAUGGUGAGGAUGGAGUAUGAAGUGCCUAAGUAAUGAGUUGAGUUCAAGUACUGUGAGGAAAACCAGUUGCAGUUCCCCGCAACUUACAGUCACCAAGUUCGUCUCCCCGGUUCAGUACAGAGCUGUCAGCUCGUUUACUCCCACCUCUCUCUCAUCUGGCGAGAUCAGUGUCGAACCAGAGGAUGUUCUCGACCAGAAGGGCCAGUCGCCUCCUGGAUUCUAUCAUGUCUACAACAGACGCACCGGUUGCACUGGAUAUGUUCCAAUUUCUACUUUGAAAUUAAGAGUAAAUCCCUGGAGGAGAUCAGAAUCUGAACGGAGUUACGACUCCAGCAAUAAUAAAACACCAACCAAACAAGGUAUAUUAUAUAGAAGGACAUCUAUGAUAUCCCGUGAGAGUAUAGACAAUGGUGCCGGAAAAGGUGCCGGAAACCACUCCAUGUCUCAUGUCUACUUUCUUACUCCAAUUUUGUGCAAGCACUGUAAUGAUUACAUAUGGGGAACUGGAAAAGUUGGAGUGCGAUGCGAGAAUUGCCACGCGUGUCUGCACUCCACCUGCGUGCGGUUCGCCGGCGAACACGUCUGCCAGAGGAACGCACACCUACUGCCUCCAGUCACACUCACCAAGGAAAAGCCGAUAACAGAGUGGACAUCUGCCAAUGUGGUUGAGUGGAUGGCCGCUCUCAACCUAUACCGCUACGCGGAUGUAUUCAAAUCCAAAGACAUCAAAGGAUCAGAUCUUCUGAAUUUGGACCGUGACAAACUGAUGAACAUGGGCAUCAAAGAUGAGUUUCAUCUGAAAGCCAUUCUGGUGUGCAUUGACGAGUUAUGCCGCAAAGGAAGUGACAUGCAGAAUGAGUCUAGCAUGGAAAACAGCGCAGCCGCAUCUGAUCAUUACCUCAGAAAGCAUAGUUUCUCGACUCUGGAACGCUGUGACAAGUGCCACAAAUACCUGAGAGGUUUAUCACAUCAGGGUUACAUCUGUCAAGAUUGCGGACUAGUGGCUCACCGCACUUGCUCGGCAACUGGACUGCCAUCUUGCUUGCCUCCUGGCAUUGGAGCUGAGCGCCAUGCUAGAAGCCCAUUCUGUUCCGUAUUUGGCCUGGGUCUGUGCGGCCAAUUCAACACCAAAGAUCAGCCGGCUCCCUACCUUGUGAUCCGCUGUGCUGAAGAAAUCGAGGCCAGAGCCAAGUCACUUCCCAGUCUCGACCUCUACAAGAUGUAUCGCUCAUCACCACCCCCCGAUAAAGUUGAUGAACUCCGCACCAAAUUCAACGAGGCUGAAGAUAUUACUGCGUUAGAUCUGUCAGCAUACGAGCCUAACUGCAUCACCAACAUCCUCAACAAAUAUCUCAGAGAACUUCCUGAUCCUGUCAUUCCUGUGCAGUGGUAUGACAGAUUCCUAGAGGCUUCAAGAGUUUGCAAUGAUGAUGAGCAGUGCAGUGUGUGCCUGAUGCAACUAGUCCAAGAACUGCCUGAACAGCACAAAUCAACUCUCACCUACCUGAUGGCUCAUCUUUGCCGCAUUUGUCAGAUGCAGUACAGUCGCGGAAUCAAGGAAGCGCCCACAAUCCUCAUUCAAGUUCUCUGCCAUAUUUUCUUGCGGCCUCCUUGGGAAAGAAUCAUCCAAGUGGUGUACAACACCGAAUCACACAUCAGAAUCAUGGAGUUGCUGCUGCUUCAUGGCGACUGGGGCGAGAAGUUACCCGAAUUUGCAUCCGCACCUGCGCUGCCCCCUCGAAAGUUGUCGCGUCUCGCUCCGGCCUGCGCCAUUCAGAUGCUCACUGAAAUGGACCCCCCUGCACCCGACGAGAUGCACAGCAACAAACUGAGCGAUGCCGAGUGGUACUGGGGCGAUAUCACUCGUGAUGAAGUGAAUGAAAAGUUGAUGGAUACUCCAGACGGUACUUUCCUCGUACGAAACGCAUCAACCAAAUCUGGGGAAUACACUCUCACCCUGCGCAAAGGUGGCUCAAACAAAUUGAUCAAAAUUUCUCAUCGCAGUGGCAAGUACGGAUUUUCUGAGCCAUUCAAGUUCAACACAGUUGUUGAACUAGUCAAUUUCUAUCGGAAUGUAUCGCUGGCGCAAUACAACGCCACGCUUGACAUCAAGCUGCUGUAUCCUGUGUCACGUUUUCAACAGGAGGAAGAAAUUGCCAGCUCCAGUGACAUCGAAAAGGUUGCUACAAAACUGUUGGAGAUACAUGAUACCUAUGUGGCCAAAACCAAGCAGUAUGAUGAGUACUCCGAAGAAUUCGAGAACAUCAACAAAGAGAUCAAUUUGAAGCGUCAAGCUCUGGAUGCGUUCAUUGAAACCGUCAUCAUGUUCGAAGAUCAAAUCAAACUGCAGGAGCGCUUCCAGAAGGAAGCUCAACCUCAUGAGGUUAAAAGUCUGAUGGAGAACUCUGAGAUCCUGAAAUUGCGCCUGAAAUCAAUGAACGAAAGCAGAAAAACGUUGGAAGACAGCUUGAAUCAGCAGGUGGCGUUCAGUCGUGCCAUUGAACGGGAGAUGCAAGCUCUGAAACCAGAGGUGAUUCAGUUGUUCCGCCAGAAGGAGAAGCAUGUGGCCUGGUUGGUGUCUCGCGGUGUCAAGCAGAACCGACUCAUGCAGUUGCUCCAGUCCGGCGGCGGUGUAAGGGCUCUGGUGCUGGGGGUAGAGGACUUGCCUCAUCAGGAUGAACUCACUUGGCUCCUCAACGAGUGUUCCCGCACUGAUGCUGAGCAGUACCUGGCUGGUAAAAAAGAUGGAACGUUCCUUGUUCGUCCCAGCAGUUCGGGCCAAUAUGCUCUGUCUAUUGCAUGCAAUGGAAUUACAAAUCACUGCAUCAUCUACAAAACAAAGCGCGGUUACGGGUUUGCAGAGCCUUACAACAUAUACGAGUCGCUCAAAGCUCUGGUCAUCCAUUACGCGCAGAACUCUCUGGAGGAGCACAAUGACUCGUUGACCACAAACUUGGCAUUUCCGGUGUUCGCACCUCCCAAUCCAAUCUCAACCUCCACCGACCAAAAUGACAACAGCAACAACAACAGCGUCACCGUCCCUCCCCUGCUCGGCUACAUCAACCUGGGCAACAUCAACAACACUCACUACUAGUGAUGGCAACAUCAACUACCAGUGAUGGCAACAUCAAUUACUAGUGAUGGCAACAUCAACAACACUCACUACUAGUGACUAGUGAUACAGUCAAACUGAAGCAAAUUGAAACAUGUUAUGGAGUUGGAAUUGAUGAGUUUGUCAGAGACUUGUUUACUGUGAUAUUGGUUGCGGAAUGAUAAAAGAUUAUUUUCUCGAUGGACGUAAGCUUUAAGGUUUCAUAUGCUCUUGGUCUGUUGUAUACGUUUGUUCGUUUACAAGCAGUCGUCACGCAUAUGUAAUGCAUAUUUUUUGUUUUAUUAUUUGUAGAUGAAAUAUUUUAUAACUUGGGUAAGCGUGGGUGUUUCCUACUACCAAGUUUUUUUUUUGUUUUAAAUUUCUGAGAAGAGUUUGAGAAACUUCAUUUUUUUAAUUUUACGUUAGCCAAAAUAAUAUGGCAAGUGUUAUUUCUUAUGUAUUUUUUCUUUUCUCUAUCGAUUUGAGAAAAAAAUCAGGCGAAAGUAGAUGCUUAUAAAAGCUUUAUUUACAAAACAGAAUGAACAGUCUGGUACUGGUGAAUAUUUAGUUUUAAUUAAAUUUGCAUCUCAAACGCCAAUAUUGAAUAUUGGACAGUUGCAUUGUGUCUUCAUUUACAAGGCAAGUAUUGAAGAUAUCACCUCAAAUUACAAAUAUUUCUAAUUCGUCAGGAUAUUUUAUUUGAUUGACCUGUUUUCAAUCUAUACAUGUUUUCAAUUAUUGGAAGUUAUUUUUUAUUUUUCAACGUAAUUUAUAUGAUGAAAAUAUUCAGAAAUGAAGUUUUUUAAACAUCUAAAUCUAUAUAAUCUAUAUGUAAUAAUUCUUGAAAUUUGAUAAGAAAAUGAUUGCAGCUGAAUAUUCACCACCCCUUGUCAAUGUGCAGUCAGUGUAGACCUUUUUAUAACUUCACUAAUCAUUGAUGUAUUAGACAAGUUUCCAAUCAUCGAAGUAUGAAGUUGAAAAAUGAUUUCGUUGCAGUGUUAUAGUGGUACAUUUUCUAUUGUAGGGAAUAGAAAAGAUGUUUCUUAUUCAGUGUAUGAUGAAACGAAAAAAAUAAAUACUGUAUGUGUAUUAUCAAUUACUUCUAGAUGUCAUAUUUCUUACUUCAAUUUAUUUUAUAUAUAAUAUUAUAUAUAGUUAUAUAAUUGAACAUCAAUCUAUAUAAUUAUAUAUUUAUAAUAGUAUUAUAUAUAUAAUAUUAUAUUCAUACAAUUGCCGUUAUUUGGUGUCGAUUUUUAAUUUUCUAUUUUCAGUGUCUGUUGUAAAGUUAAUUAUUUAAGCAUAGAGCACCAUAUAGUAGGAAUCAACGUUUACAAUACAAAUAGAAUAGUUUGAAUAAUUGUUAUUUGACUUUAUAAAAUAUCUGGAUCAAUUUGUAUGUUUCUAUUUGAAUAGAAUCUGCACCUUUUGUACAAGAUUUAGGAAUGCAUGAGUAUAAUAGUUAUUAAAAUACUAUUUUAAUCGGAAAGAAAUUGCUUUGCGGUUGGUCUAAUUGAGGAACGAUAUAAAUCAGUAAUUUAAUUAGAUGUAAUGUUACAACGCUAUUCUUGGUAAAUGAUAAGACCAUAUAAUCCAAUCAUUGUGUGUCAAUGUGAUCUCUUCUGUAUCAUUUUUAAUUACAUCAAUUUGUUACUGAAUCCUAUCACUCCUAUUAUGCAAGGAGAUGAAAAACAAUAUUGUACUUUGGCUCAGCAUGCAGGUUGUUAUGCAGUUCAGGCUUAGACAUGAAACCCAUCUUAGUUGCCAGGUGUAAUCUGGUGAUCUCUUUCAUUGAACUCAAGGCCAAUGCAUAAUUAUCUGCCAUUUUGAAAUAUUGUCAGGUGGACAAUAAAUUUAUGAAUCUCGAUGUCCAUAGAUAUUGCUACCAGCACUCGCUAAUACUGCCUGGUAUAGCUAAUUAUUCCUAUAUCAGUAACUCCUCUUUUCGAACAAAGAUUAUAUUCAUUUCAUAUAUUUAUACUCGGAUUAUUGAGGCUAUUUUCACGAGCAUUCUGUUUUAUAUGUUGAUUCAGUUACUCAAUUUCUUGGUUUGCUUCAAUUGGGGUCAAGAUUUUACUGAGUGAUUGUUUCAUUAUUGAUUUUCUGUUAUAAUUAUUAUGUUAUUAAUGAUAGCGUAGUUAGUAGAAUAGAAAUAAUUUUAAUUGAUUCUGGUCCCUGAGUGAAGAAGUUAUUCACUCGAUAACGUUUUUGUUACGAUUUUUCCAAGUGCCAAACUGGUUUUAAUGCUUGAUGGGGUGAUUGAUUUUUAUUUUAAUUACUAUCGUUUUUCUUUGAGUCGUAAGCCCAAUGUUUUGAUCUUAUUGGUGAGUCUAUACCAAUAUUACCCAUUUAUUACUAAGAAUAUUUAAAUUCCUCCUAAUUAUAUUGCUUUACCAUCAUUUUUAUAAUAUGUCUCAAUUAGAAAGUUGAAGGAUGGAAAUUAUUAUUUCCACGAGUUCUUUGAUGAAUGAAUGCUUAACAUUUCAAAAUUAUAUUCGAUUGGUUAGCCAAACGUAUUUUAUCAACAUGGAACUCGCACCUGAGGUUAAAGUGAAUGCGCGUGUGAGAAUGGAUGUCUUAUUUGCAAGUAUAGUAUGUAUAUAAAUUUAUAGAGCUGUUUUUACUGGUCAUUUCUAAUUAUCUGCAGAAAAAUGAAUGAGAAUAUUUUUCACGAUCUCAUUAUUUUUUAUUAUGUGAAUGUGAUGCGGUGGAUCACACGCUAGAGAAAAUUGGCUGAGAGUUUUAUAAAAUUUAAAUUUAUUGUUACCAAGUCCAAGAGAAGAUCUGGUUUGUUAGAGAACGAAAUACUUCUACUCUAAUUUAUAAACCAUUUUGUUGUGGUUUUGUUAUAACCCAUUUUGUUCUCUAGUUUACACUUUUCGAAUACGCAGUAUCACCGAUCUUUGAUAAUUUCCAUUCAUUUCAAAUUUGAAAUGAAAAUUGCCAAAAAUUAAUGAACUUACUCUGCAGGCCGUAAUUUGGUUAUUUUUUCUGAAUCUCCUUUGAUUAAAUUGAGAAUGAAUUUUAAAUAUGCUCAGUUAUAUUAAAAGAUAGUUGAACAAGCAAGAAUCAAAGGAAUUGGCGAAGACAUAAUGAUUUCAUAUAAUGUGAAAAUUUUCUUAUUCACAACUUUCGUGAUAGUUAUAAUCAAUUUUUUAGCUUGAUUCAAUUAAAAAUAGUAAUUUGUGCAACUAGUGCGCAAAGUGACACUUUGCUGCACUGAAAGAAACGUUUACGAAAGAAAGCUGAAUGGUUUCUUGAGUUCAGCAAAGGAACUUUAAGCACCUAUUUCACAUUAAAUUUUUCCUGCAGUUACCAUUAAAUAUGAAAAGUGAGUAAUUAUGGGUAGAAUGUCUGGAAAUCCAUCAAAUGUUUGUCUGUAUGAUUUUGUAAUUAAUAACAAAUUUAAUUAAUUGUAAAAUUGAUAAUUUAAUAAAAAAUGUUUUAUUUCUAAAUAAAAAAUUCUUUAUAUCUUAAAAUUUUCAAUUUUUUGAUUUUCAUAUUUUAGUAUUUUUUUAUUUUCAAAUUUUAGAAUUUUCAAAUUUUUGUUUCAAAUUUUUUAAUUACCAAAUUUUUGAAGUUUUAGUUUUCAAUAUUUAAAUCUUAAAUUUAAAAAUUUUUAUUAUUUUAUUAAUUAGUUUUAAAUAUUGAUUUUGUCAAAAUUACAUGGAUAAUUUACCAUUGAAGUUGAAAAUUCUCAGCCAAAAAUGGAGACUGUGAAUGGAUUCGAACCCCCAAUCUCAUCAUCCUUUUCAAUAUUAUAUAUAUCUACUGUGCCACUCUCAGAUGAUUGAAAGCUUGAAGGGGGUUUAUCGUAUGUAAGCAUUGAGUUGAAUACCACAGUCAGUGUUACCAACUUAAUUUCGAUUUUCCUGCACUGGUCCUCUAUAUAACCUAAUAACUACUCGUAUUUUUCAUUGCCAUGCUGCAAAUCUGGAUUACGCAAAGUGCGCACUAGUGCGGAAAAGUGAUUCUUUGCGGCCUGCAAUCAGUACAGAAAUGGUCACUUUUCAAGGUAUCUGUAGGAAAAAUACAUGUCAAUUAUCCAGUAUCAUAUAAAAUUAUGUGAAAACACGUUUUCAAAUUAAUUUAUGAUCAAACUAUUUUAUAACAACUGUACCAUAUUGUUAUUACAGUUGAACCUCUGUGUAAAGCAGUUGAUUGAUUAUCCUGAGAAACAAAUCGUUGUUGAGAGGUACUCGUUGAAUAGAUAUGAAAAACCAUUAAAUAUUAUGUGACAAAACUCGUUAUGUAGAGGAUUUCGUUAUUCAGAGGUUCCUUACAUAGAGGUUCGUCUGUAUUGAAAGAUUGGUUCAAGAGUUGUGCUCAAAAAAAAAUGUAACAGUUAAAUUUAUGAUCGCAUGUUACAAUUCAAAAUCAUUUUUUUAUUAUUUCAACGGGGACUGAUUCAUGUGUAAGAAAAGUAUGUAAAAUAUUUCUUUAAUAUCAUGCCGGUUGGCUUUAUGAAUAUUCUUUAUUUUAAUAUUGUCAGUUUUUUGCUUCUUGUUUUGAUUAUUAUAUCUAUUCUGAAAGAAAUGAUUGGAAUUUUCAUUUUAAUCAAUUAUGUUUGUUCAUUAUAAUAUAAAAUUUAGCCUAUAGAUGAUUUUCAAGACAAUUCCUAUUGCUUGAAAAUGUUGAUGGUAUAGAUUGUGAAUGUAUAAUUAAUGUAAUGUGUUUUACUCUGCAAGGUAUCAAGGAUGUUGAUGCAAAGCAAUAUUGCCUUCGAAAGUUGAUGCUGUGGGUGAAUACACGUCAAUGGAUCUGGCAACUAAACUCAGGGCCAAGCUAAAGUCAAGACUUGGUUCAUAUUAGAAUAGAGAAUUCACUUAAUUGGUGUUAGAAUUGUCUAGCUUUGCCCCGUGCUCAGUUGUCCAUUGAUGUGCCUUCGACGCCCAUACUGCUUUAUUUGCAGCCAGCUUUCUUGAUGCCUGACAAAUUCGCAAAACUAAUUAUCAUCUUAAUCUAUUCUGAAGAUUUUGUAUAAAAUAUUUAUAUAAGCGUUGAUGUUAUUAAUAAUAUAUCAUGCAUUGGUAAUUGAUAAUUAAUCGUGAAACACCGAUGAUUUAUGGAAUUUGAUGUUUUCCAGAAAACGUCUUCAGAUUCAUUCAAGACUGAUCGUCUUUUGUUUCAUUUUACUUUUUCAAACAAUUUUGUGUAUAUUUGAAAUAAGUAUCUUAUAGUUGCCCAUCUGUUUAGUGAAACAGUCUUCUAAAUGAAGCUUUUGAUGCUUAUUUUUUAGAAUAUCCAAUUGACUUGAACUACCGUUCAAUUAAUUGUUCUUCAUUUCUACCCGUUUCAUUGAUUACAUCGUCUAUCAUGUUUAGUAUUUGGAAGUUAUAGUAUUUAGACCUAUGAAGGCGAUAUAGCAUAUUCUUUGUUUAUAUAUUAUUCUGCUUCCAACAUUUAUUCAGUGUGUGUGAACCAAUCAAUAUAUGAAAUCUACAUCUUUAUAUUUUAAUUUUUCCCCAGCCAUUUACUACAUACAGUAUAUAUAUCUAUGAAAAUAAAUAAAUGUGUGCAUGUGUGAGUGGUGUAGUUAUUCCAGCUCUUUUUGAACUGUAAAACAAAACAAGUUGAAGUAAUUUUUCUGCUCAUCCUACAUACUUGAUGAACAUUCAUGUUUGGAAGUUUGAAAUAAUUUUGAAUGAUGAAUUCAUAUGUCCCAUCUUGAAAAUUAAUACAACAAAAUGUGUAAAUACCAUUCAAAAUGUGUGAUAUCUACAUCUUAAGAAAAUAUUGAAUUAUAAAUAUAUAUGAUCGUUUGUUGUUGCUUCAACUAUGUUUGAAUGAAAAAUUAAUAAUUGUACGGCAUGUGCAAAAUGUGAUUGAGUAAGAGGAGAUUAUCAAUAUUUUCUUCGUACUAAUGAGUAAUCCAUAUUUGGUUCACAUUUGUAGCGGAAUAUUAUUUGAUUUUAUAUUUUUAUCUGAUUUAUCCAAAUUAGUUUUGCAUUGCUCAGUUAUUUGAAAAAUCACAUUUUUUAAUUCGAGAACGUCGUUAAUUCCUGUUUGAUGAAACUUGAAAUUCUAUACAAAAUAUCAUAAAAUCAUGUUAAUUACCCGUAAAGGCCUAAUGUUUAUGAAAUCAAUAAUAAUGGUAUUUUUAAAACCAUUACAAUCAACGAAAUAUUGAUUUUCACGAAGUACUUCCUUUAGAGUACUGAAUUAUUCUCAAUUUUUACAAUAGAUUGAUUAUCUUAAAUUUUCAACGGUUGAUUUCAAUUUCAACUAAACAUUCAACAUUUCUAUUAGUAAUGUUAUGCUAUAUGAAAUUAACUCAAUCUGACUUCUGAUUCAAUUUUAAUAAUUCUGAUUUUCAUCAAACAAUAGCAAAACGCUUUGAAUGAGCUUGGUAAUUGUAUUCAUUUACAAUCUUUACUAGUUAUUUUCAAAAUAUAAGUUAUAUAUUUUAUUAAACGACUAGUAUUCUAUUUUUGAAGUUCAAAAGUAUACAUAUUUUUCCUCUUAAUUAAUAAUAACAAAUACAUAUUUUCUUAUUAAUCAGAGAAUGUAUUUUUCAAGCUUUUUUGUUUAUUCCUAGGUUUUUUGUCUCCAUAUCCAAAUCCUAAUUUGUUUUUUUUUAUUUUGUAAACAACCCAUUCAUGCAUUUCACUAACAUGAAAUAAAGCUAAAUUAUCAAUGGAAAAAUUAUUUAUCUUCUUGAACAUCAGAUUAUAGUGACUUAAAAUUGAAAUAGCAAACAGAAAUUAAUAAAGGUCUCGAAUUACUUCAUUAUAGUUUCUUAGUUAGCUCUGAACAGUAGCUAUGUAUUUAAUUUUUAUCUUUGAUGAAAAUUCUGAUCAAAACUAUUGACUACUAGUCAAUUAUUAAAGAAUCGUUAACUUCCAUAUUGAAAUUAAUAGAGGCCCUAGAAUUUCUGUAUAAGUACAAAAUAUUAUUGGGGUUUUCAAAUAUUGCAUGUUGAAAUCUUGAGUAUUAUUUUAUACUUGUUUUGUUUGCUACAAACUAAAUGUUAUACGUUUUGCAUUUUAUCAUGAGUUAGUAUAUUUUAUAGUUUAAAUGUAUAGAUAGUAUUUCUCAUUAUAAUCGAUGUUCCCAAACUACUACCUAUAUAUGUGUAUUACGUUGAAUGAUAUAUUGUAGUUCUCUUACAUUAUUUUGGGCAUUAGUUAUCUAUCUACUGCCGUUGUGAUAAUGUACGAAUCGAUGGUAUAUUAAUAUUUGUAUCGUUUUGUAAAAAAAUGAAAUAAAGUUAAUCAUACAAUA